Molecule: messenger RNA, 155 nt
Organism: Ambispora gerdemannii
Lineage: Eukaryota; Fungi; Glomeromycota; Glomeromycetes; Archaeosporales; Ambisporaceae
Source: the annotation of a GenBank genome assembly
GAUAUGGCGCGAAAAUAUCACAAAUCCAAUUUGAAGGAAUUAUAAUUUCUGCAUUUUCCACAUGUGGAAAUGCUACGCAACGUAUCGCAGGUGUUGGUAAAUCAGAAGAUAUAUCUCAACUAAUCUCUUUAAGAAUAUCUUCUGAACAUUAUUAA